AAAAUAAUGCACAUGGAAAGGUAAUGGGAACUCGUUCUAGAUAAUUGUGAUAGUUUCAAUGUCCAUAAACUGAAGUAACAUCGGGGAUCCAAAUGGCCUAUUGCGGUACUGCUACAGCUUGGUCCAAAUUUGGUUUAUUGACGCAGUUCAUUGGACUGGCUUUGGUUCUCUCGGGAUUUAGUACUAUAGGAUGGAUGGUUACUACAACUGUCCAAGACAACACGGACAUUAUUAUCGGUCUAUUCCAGAUGAAAGAUUGCUCCACGGGAAGUUGUGCAACACAGGCACUCUCAUCUGCGUAUGAAACGGGUGGUCGGGAUGCAACGCUGGGUUUAAUGAUCGUUGUUCUGAUAGUAUCAGUUCUCACCACAGUCCUUUACAGUAUUUAUGUUCCCACGGACGCUGCAAGAUACAGAUGCAUGAUCAUUAUCAUAAUGUGCUUAACUUUCUUGGCGGCUCUGUUUACUCUGAUUGGAGCCAUUGUCUACGCCGCCUCAGUACCUAAUGACUUCUAUUCGUCCUAUUCGGUCGGGCUCGUCUUAAUAACCUCGUUAUUAUUCAUUUGCGCCGGAUGUAUGCUUAUUGGUCAAGCCCAGUAUUCCGACGGUCCGAUAGUCCGACGGUUCAAUAUUCCGACGGUCCGAUAGUCCGACAUGUUGACCAUCACCA
Ostrea edulis (European flat oyster) is the source of this 669-nucleotide messenger RNA. RefSeq lists its product as uncharacterized. The record is from RefSeq and is a predicted model, not a curated record. The transcript has 3 exons. NCBI's taxonomy places the organism in Eukaryota, Metazoa, Mollusca, Bivalvia, Ostreida, Ostreidae. The coding region runs from base 93 to 647 and encodes 184 amino acids.